AUAUAUAAAACAUAUUUGUUUCUAAAAUGAUCUAUCCUAAUGACUAUGAAAUCGUUUAAUAUAUUUUUUCACCAUUGUUUUUACUGCAGAAUGGAAAUGUCUUUAUAUGCUUUUUUGUUAUUUACAUACUUAAAUAUAGUGACCCUGUCUAUGAAAUCCAGUCUCAUUAUAGGAGCAUCAAAGUUUUAAAGUCAGUAUUAAAGAUAUCAAGAUUAUAUUUUCUUUACAUUAUGUAAAAUGAUUUUAUGUAGAAAACAAAAAUCACAAAAAAUAUUUUAAAUAAUAACUUUUUAAAAAAAACAAAUUGUUGGAUUAAAUUGCCUGCUAAAUGCCUAAAUAUAAAUUCUUCAUUUUUUACACAUUCACAACCUCAUGGUACCCAUCAUAUAUAAUCUUUUAGGAUCACAAACCACAUAUGAUUAUUAGUUUUGCUUUUAGUGUUUCGAUCAUGUUGAUGUACAUUGAACACAAGAUGUUGAUCUUGUGACUGUGUUGAGAUUUCCCCAAAAAGCAAGUUCUGCUUUCCUUUGGCCACAUAAAAGAAACAUAACGCAGCAUUCCUAACUUCUGCAUCCUCUACCAAUACUGGAAACAUCAAAUGAAUAUAAGUAGAUCAAAUUUUGUCAAAGACUAUACCAGAUGUGUCAGAAAUUCAGUUUACAAAGUUUUGAGAUUUCAGUAGAAAAAAUAAAAUUGUGACGUUACCCUCUGAACAACCCUCACAUUUAGGCAAAGAGGAUCAACAACUCUCCAAAGUAUAUAUAAAGGAACCUUCUGUUUACAAAUCAACCAUUUGUGGUUUCUCAUGUAAAGCAUUAUCAUGAAUGAAGCUGCGAUGAAUGAUUCAAACAACUCCCUUCGUAUAGAGGACUUCAGUACAUUCUUCUAUGAAGAUUACAACUACACCGAUUACACAAACCCGACCGACUAUAUUUUGGAAGAGAGCACCCUAAUUUGUCCACUCAUCCCUAUAGCUGAUGCAGUCAACAUCUCAUUUUGCAUCAUCUACGUGAUCAUUUUUCUGGUGGCCGUACCUGGAAAUCUACUUGUGGGCUGUGUGAUCGGUUCAAACAGACGAUCACUUUCUUCUUCGGAUGUCUACUUGUUUAACCUGAUGUUAGCCGACACUCUAUUGGCUCUAAUCUUGCCUUUCUCUGCGGUAUCCGUAGUACAUGGCUGGGUGUUUGGGGAUUUCACGUGCAAACUGGUUUCCCUGGUGAAAGAAAUAAACUUUUACACCAGCAUCUUGUUUUUGGUGUGCAUCAGUGUGGAUCGCUAUAUGGUCAUCGUGCGCGCUAUGGAAUCCCAGAAUGCUCGGCAGCGGCAGUGCAGCUGUGUCGCUUGCGCAGUGGUGUGGUUUUUUGGUGGCGUGCUUUCCUUGCCCUCGCUUUACAAUGAGGCCUAUUUUUCCCAAAUUGACGAACAGACCGUAUGUGCCGAACGCUUUAAGGUAGACAGUGCCGACGAAUGGCGACUGGCCACGCGUAUCAUGAGGCACCUGCUCGGCUUUAUACUCCCUCUAGUGGUCAUGUUGACGUGCUACAGCGUGACAGUAGCACGGCUCUUGCGUAUGCGUGGUUUCCAGAAUCAUAGGGCCAUGAAGGUGAUAGUCACUGUGGUCGUGGCUUUUCUCUUGUGCUGGACCCCUUUUCACGUUACCACGAUGGUCGACACGCUGUUGAGGGCCAAAGCCGUUCAAUUCACUUGCUCCAUGUGGACCUCAAUGGAUGUUGCCGUGUUUGCUACACAAAACCUGGGACUCGUGCACUGCUGUGUAAACCCGGUGCUUUAUGCUUUAAUGGGAGAGAAAUUUCGAAGGCAAUUUAUGCAAUUGCUUCAAAGACAACAAGUUCUGGAUCACUUUUCAAUCUCUAGACCUAGCAGGCCUCUCCAAUCUGAAGUCACUUCUAGCUUCCUGUGAGCUGCGGCCAUGCAAUGGACAUCGAUGAUGUAUAUAAAUUAAGACAAACUGAUAGUCCUUGCCUGCUUGUAUUACUACGUUUAGUUGUCGUGGCUAUAAUGUCAUGAUGGGAUGGCUCCCUCUAUUGUUCAUGAAGAGUACUGUCAUCACACUGCAGGGUGAUCUGAAUGUUCAGGGUUGAGCUUUCAAAAACAUAUCUAUUACUGUUAUUAGCCUACUAUCACAUAUGGGUUAAGAAUUGAAUAACAAUAAAUUGUUGUGUAACUUAAAGUGAAUCAUCUGUGAUACAAACAUUUGUGAUGCUCCAAGUUGUGUGACUGGUUGAUGAGAACUGGUGAGAGACACCCAUAGAGGAAAACAUGUUGAGCAAGACUGAUCUGAAAUGUCUUACAGCAUUAAGUUAAUGUCAGGCUUACUUAAAAAUGUAAGCCAACCAGGUGUGUUACGUUAUGUAUAUAUGUUGAAUAUUUUAAAUAAAAAUAUACGCACAGGUGCAUGGUAAUUUUUUUUAAAGUACUUUUAUUCAAUGCAUGUUUAUAUCUUUCGUAACUUUUCUAAAUAUGACUAUUCUAGCUUGAGAGGUACUUUACUGUUAUGUCUGGGUGUAGACCAGUGUGUAAUGGUUUAUAAGUCAUAAAUCCAAUAAUAUUUUAUUAUAAGUUGAUGUAUUGUGUGAUUAUUAAUUUUUAAGAUAAAAUAAAUAGUUAUAAACCA
This is a messenger RNA of Paramisgurnus dabryanus, 2635 nucleotides long. Its product is annotated as C-X-C chemokine receptor type 2-like. Gene Ontology annotation, cellular component: external side of plasma membrane; membrane. The record is from RefSeq and is a predicted model, not a curated record. Lineage: Eukaryota; Metazoa; Chordata; Actinopteri; Cypriniformes; Cobitidae. Gene Ontology annotation, molecular function: C-C chemokine receptor activity; C-X-C chemokine receptor activity; C-C chemokine binding. Gene Ontology annotation, biological process: positive regulation of cytosolic calcium ion concentration; G protein-coupled receptor signaling pathway; calcium-mediated signaling.